GGAGAAAAUCAAUCUCUUGGCAGAGAUCUAGGAGGGCAUGUCAAGACAAGUCCCGUCCCUGAUCGGCAACUUGACUACGGAAGCAAAGAUUCCAAACCGGCAACAAGACCGGUACCGUCAUCGUCAUAGAGGAUGCAUCUUGCAUGACGAAGAAUGCUUGUUCCUCAAUCUGUAGAUGUGGCUUCUGAUGGGCACCCAUAUCCCGCGGCUGUAUCAACAUCAAGCCAUCUCACGGGCGGUCGGCUCUUCUCAGGAUGAAAGGAACCGGCUAGGGAGAACGGCAAGGGAAAAUGAGAUGAGAGUUCAGUCCACCUCCUCAGACUCCAUCGAAUGCUGUACAACCCAUCAUGCAGCAGUCCACACCUCCUUUGCCAAAAAACCGCGCACCUGUCUUCUCUGUUUUCGGCGUAAAAUCAAUGAGAUGAUGGGUCCUCAAGUCGGGCCAGUCCAGUGGUAUAACCGGCCGAGACCUGGGUCUGUUUGACGAUGCAGAGAGAUGGAGCUUUGCGGCAUGCGGGUCGAUAUGCGAGGUGCGGGUAAGGACUUACACGGUGGUGACAUUGCUUUGAUGAGCAUUAAUUGAUCAAUGUAUCUCCCGUAGAUAAAUGCAUCUGCACCCUCUUCAGCGUUCACCAGUGUCACAAUGCGAUACUUUUGAGACCCAUGUGCUCGGUCUCCAAACCAGCUAGAUCAAAGUCUAUGUAGGUAGGUAUGUUGGAUGCAGUUAGAAUUCGAGAAGUGUAUCGAAACGACUUCUCAGGAUAUCCUGUUAAUGGCUAUCGCUAUCCCAUAUACUGCUUAGCGGUAAUAUGCUGAGCAACUUGAAUGCACAGAGCUGACUCCAUUGUUGCCAUGAUGGCGGUCAUCUCGUGAUCAUUAUCCUCUUUGUAGCUCGAUGUUUUCUUGUUCGUGAUCCCAGCCGUAAUUUCAACA
Molecule: messenger RNA, 933 nt
Organism: Fusarium verticillioides 7600
Lineage: Eukaryota; Fungi; Ascomycota; Sordariomycetes; Hypocreales; Nectriaceae
Exons: 1
Coding region: 176-484 (102 amino acids)
Source: RefSeq, a predicted model, not a curated record